AUUCAAAAGUGUUUUCAAAACUGGUAAACAAUGGUUAUUUAAUUACAACGACUUGCUCAUUUGGAGGUGUGAGCCCAUUGGAAUAUCUAUUACCACGAAUUCAUCCAGAUCUGAUUAGAUUGGGCAUUAGAGAACGAUUACAAUGUCAUAUUAAGAAUUGCCAGAAAGAAACCAAUUCAAUCAAUAGUUACGCCAAUUCAAAAUAUCAAGAUAUCAAAAAGAGAGUUCAGGAUUGUGGAGGAUUGGCAAAUAUUGGAGAGGAUCUUGCAAUUGAAUAUAUGCAGUUUAUUGGAAAGGAUGGUGGUGUAUUGCGUAGAUUAUCUAAAUCUUUGAUUAAUGACAGAAGUUUUGUGUUGAAAGCUGUUGAGAUUUGUCCUGUUGACAUUUUCGCAGCUCCUGAUCAUUUCCAGAAUGAUAGAGAGAUAGUAAUCACAGCAUUACGCAAUGAUGCAUGGAUAUUGGAAAAUUUGGAACAUGCAUUUCAGUACGAUGAGGAGAUAUUUGAACUUGUUGCACGAACAGAUUUGGCAGCUCUAAUGUUUGCUUCUGAACGAUUAGACAGUUGUAGUGUAACGUCUUCUUUCGUGGCGCCAACUAAUGUAACGGUUUAUUCUCGACUUGUAACAUUUUUUAAAAUCACAAGCGAAAAAUGGCUGGAGUUUCGACUUGGCCAAAAAAUUUUUGGGGACAAAUUUUAUCUACCUACAACUGUCUAUGAACGAUUGAGGAAUGAUACUUCUUUUAUAAUGAAAAUGUUUCGUAAAAUUGCACAAGAUAGUUCGAUGGACCAUAUGAGCGAAAGAGAAAUUGCUAUGCGUAUGGUCAAGAUGAAUGGUUUAUCUCUUCAGUUUCUCAAUGAGGAAUACAGAGAUGAUUUCGAAAUUGUUACUUGCGCACUGAAUAAUCAUUGUCACUCUCUUGCUUAUGCUUCUGAGAGAAUUAGAAGUGAUCGAGAUUUUAUGAAAAAAGCAAUUGAGAAGUACAGCGUUGUUUACUCGUAUGCUUCGGAUGAUUUACGAAAUAAUGAUGUUGAACUUGCUUUGAUUAGUAUAAGGGGAGGGAAUUGGAUUCCUGUUGAGCAUGAGAUGAACAGACAAGUUGUAAAAGAGGCUGUGAAAAAAUCAGCAUUACAAUUGACUAGAGUUCCUGAUGAAUUAAAAAGUUGUGCACCAUUCAUGUUUGAGAUUAUCAAUGAAACCACUGAACCAAUUUUGAAAUAUAUUACAAACGAAUUGAGAUUUUCUCAAGAUUUUGUAUUGGAAGCAAUCAGGAUAAGUAGCAAUAAUGUGCUAGAUCUUAGGAAUGCAGAAAUGGAUAAUAAGGAAUUUGCGAAAAAAGUUGCUCAACUAACUGGCUACACAUGUACAUAUAGAAACGACCUAUAUGAAGCAAGAAUGGAAUACAUGUUCCAUGGAGCAAAGUGCUAA
Naegleria gruberi is the source of this 1427-nucleotide messenger RNA. RefSeq lists its product as uncharacterized. The transcript is spliced from 2 exons. NCBI's taxonomy places the organism in Eukaryota, Heterolobosea, Eutetramitea, Acrasida, Naegleriidae. The annotation marks the transcript as partial. The record is from RefSeq and is a predicted model, not a curated record.